AUGGCAUUUAGAAAUGAUUUUCGUAUAGUGCAAAAUAAGAGUAAAGCAGCUGCUUGGCUUGUAUCAAAUUGUAACGGCAGAAGCGGAAGGGAUGAAAUUGUCAAGCAUCUACAAAAACAUUUACGACGAUAUGAAUUAACCGUAGAUAUAUAUGGAUAUUGUGGUCCCUACAAAUGUCCUAGAGAACUUAUGUAUAGCUGCCUCAACAUGUUAGGACAGAAAUAUUAUUUUUAUUUAUCUUUUGAGAACUCUUUCGCAGAAGAUUAUGUGACUGAGAAACUUUUAACAGCUCUAAAUCAUAACAUGAUACCUAUUGUGUACGGUGGUGCAGAUUAUUCAAGGUUUUUACCUCCGAACACGUACUUGGAUGCUUUGCAGAUGAAACCUCAAGAAUUGGCCAACACCAUAGCGCAGUUAAUAACUACACCAGAGCAGUACGGUCAGUAUUUCUGGUGGAAGUCUCAGUACACAUACGCACACCCGCAGACUAUGGACACCGUGUGCGCAGUGUGUGCCGCGCUUAAUAACAAAACCAUGAUGGAGACAAGAACGGUUUACGAUGAUUUUAGAAUCUGGUGGAACCCCAGUUAUAGAAAACGAUGUAAUUCUUCGUGA
Molecule: messenger RNA, 615 nt
Organism: Papilio machaon (common yellow swallowtail)
Lineage: Eukaryota; Metazoa; Arthropoda; Insecta; Lepidoptera; Papilionidae
Product: alpha-(1,3)-fucosyltransferase C-like
Exons: 2
Coding region: 1-615 (204 amino acids)
Cellular component (GO): membrane
Molecular function (GO): alpha-(1->3)-fucosyltransferase activity
Source: RefSeq, a predicted model, not a curated record